ACGUCAGUCUACGUAAACAGAAUAUUGAAGUUGAGUGUAUCAUUCGCAAUGGAGUAAUGAAUAUACAUAAUACUUCUGUGUUAUAUGUGUAGUUUCGUCAUUCUCGUGCCACUAACUGUGUACAAGUACCAUUAUUAUGCAUUCGAAACGAAAGCGGCAUCGGCCCUCGCGACGCCGUCAUCCGAAUCGUUGACGAUUGGCAGGAAGAUGCCCAGAGCUACGGUGAACGAUAUUGUCUCGAAGAACAUCACCAUGGUCCUCGAGAAUUUGUUAAUGAAUUACGAAAACAGUCAGCUGCCCACGCACGGUAAAGGCGUGCCCACGGUGGUCAAAACCAAUAUUUUAAUUAGAAGUAUGGGUCCAGUGUCUGAGCUCGAUAUGGAUUACUCGAUGGACUGUUAUUUCCGGCAAUCGUGGCGCGACUCGCGUCUAAGCUUCCUGGGCCCGAUCAAGUCCCUCAGCCUCAGCAUCAAAAUGCUCGAGAGGAUUUGGCGUCCCGAUACCUACUUCUACAACGGCAAGCAUAGUUACGUGCACACGAUCACUGUGCCGAACAAAUUGCUAAGGAUCUCCCAGGACGGUGAUAUAUUGUACUCCAUGAGGCUCACUAUUAAGGCCAAAUGUCCCAUGGAGCUGUGGAACUUCCCUAUGGACCGACAAUCUUGCCCGUUAAUAAUGGGAAGCUAUGCGUACACAUCGAGACAGCUGGUUUACGAAUGGCAGGAAGGUCUGUCGGUGAACUUCGUGCCUGGAAUGGCGCUGUCACAAUUCGAUUUAAUGGGCUCGCCGUACAGAAAUCUCACGUUCGUCCGUCGCGAGGGCGAGUUCUCGGUACUGCAAGUAUCUUUCAACUUGCAACGCCACACCGGAUACUUUCUCAUACAGGUUUAUGUGCCGUGCGUUUUGAUAGUCGUGCUGAGCUGGGUAUCUUUUUGGAUCCAUCGCGAGGCGACAAGCGAUCGAGUGGGUUUAGGUAUCACCACUGUCUUGACGCUAUCGACGAUAAGCCUCGAUUCCAGAACGGAUUUGCCGAAAGUUAGAUACGCUACCGCUCUGGAUUGGUUUCUACUAAUGAGUUUUGGUUACUGCGUCGCCACCCUCUUGGAGUUCGCGGGUGUUCAUUACUUCACGAAGGUUGGCAGCGGCGAGAUUCCGUUGGAUGACGAAGACUGGGAAGAAUGGAAGGGUAUCACGAGCGAGGAGUUCGAGGACACAUUUCACACGAAGAUUUCUUGCAGCCCUCAGGCUGUUCAUCCGGAGAUUAUCGAUGCGAGUACCAGAAAGCGCGGUUCCCUCAUGUCCGCACUGUACAGUGACUCAUACGAACGAGAUUCCUGCCACUCCAUCACGGUCGCCGUUUCGUCGAAGCCGUCGACGAUGGAGAGACACACGCAAACUGAGCUUAUUUUACCGAUAUGGCGGCAGUUUCUCUAUUGCUUAGCAGGAGAUGAUGCUUUCAGGCGUCGUCGGCAACGGGAAGCGGCUAGCAACUAUCGAAAAUGCGGCGAUCGUAUGUCGAGGAGGCACAUAAACAGUGUGUCUUACAUCGACAGGGUGGCGCGGAUAGUCUUCCCCGCGUCUUUCGGUCUACUCAACGUCUGCUAUUGGGUAGUCUACGUCACCUAUCAAGAGGAAUUUAAGUGGCAGGAUCCGCCGAUCGGGUCGAUAAUGCCGAUCUCCCAUUAACGAAAUAUCAGUAAUGACAAUAAAGCAAACGUAUAAUGUAUUACGAAGCGGGAGAGACAGGAGGGCACUUCUUUCCCGAAAUUUAAUUAUCAGUUAAUUUUGAAGUAAGUUAACAA
Vollenhovia emeryi is the source of this 1802-nucleotide messenger RNA. Its product is annotated as gamma-aminobutyric acid receptor alpha-like. Gene Ontology annotation, molecular function: GABA-A receptor activity; neurotransmitter receptor activity; extracellular ligand-gated monoatomic ion channel activity. NCBI's taxonomy places the organism in Eukaryota, Metazoa, Arthropoda, Insecta, Hymenoptera, Formicidae. Gene Ontology annotation, cellular component: membrane; synapse; neuron projection. The record is from RefSeq and is a predicted model, not a curated record. Gene Ontology annotation, biological process: chemical synaptic transmission; regulation of membrane potential; signal transduction. The transcript has 10 exons. Bases 85 to 1686 code for a protein of 533 amino acids.